AUGGUGUAUGUCUUGCUCCCCAAAGGUAUCUGGAUAGAAGUUCUGGCUGUGACCCUGCUCUUGCUGAAUUCCCAGGUGGCUGCAGUCAGACAGACCCCAGAGCACUUCACUGAACAGUUGAAGUUUGAGUGUCACUUUGAGAACGGGACGGAGCGCGUGCGGCUUGUGGUGAGGUACAUCUACAACCGGGAGGAGCACGUGCGCUUCGACAGCGACGUCGGGAAGUUCUUGGCGCUGACGGAGCUGGGGCGGCCCAGUGCUGAGAAGAGGAACAGCCAGAAGGAGGAACUGGAGCAAUUUCAGGCCCAGGUGGACACUGUCUGCAGGCACAACCACGUGGUGUUUGAGCCCUUCUUAGUGCGCAGGAGCGUUGAGCCUGAGGUGACUGUGUAUCCAUCCAAGAUGGCUCCCCUGGGACACCACAACCUGCUUGUCUGCUCUGUCACUGGUUUCUACCCUGGGGACAUUGAGGUCAGGUGGCUCCUGAAUGGGCAGGAGGAGACAGCUGGGGUUGUGUCCACAGGCCUGAUCAGCAAUGGAGACUGGACCUACCAGGUCCUGGUGAUGCUGGAGAUGACCCCCAGGCGAGGGGAUGUCUACACCUGCCACGUGGAGCACUCCAGCCUGCAGAGACCUGUCACCUUGGACUGGAAAGCACAGUCUGGAUCUGCCCAGAGCAAGAUGCUGAGUGGAGUCGGGGGCCUCGUACUGGGGCUGAUCUUCUUUGGGGUUGGCCUUGUUGUCCACAGGAGGAGUCAGAAAGGAAAUCGGGGUUCACAGCCAACAGGGCUCCUGAGCUGAUCCCUGAGGCUGUGUCCCCUGUAGCUGCUGCCUCCCCCUUAGCCUCCCUCCCACGUUU
This is a messenger RNA of Dromiciops gliroides (monito del monte), 859 nucleotides long. Its product is annotated as H-2 class II histocompatibility antigen, E-S beta chain-like. The transcript has 6 exons. The record is from RefSeq and is a predicted model, not a curated record. Gene Ontology annotation, biological process: peptide antigen assembly with MHC class II protein complex; antigen processing and presentation of exogenous peptide antigen via MHC class II; immune response. Gene Ontology annotation, molecular function: MHC class II protein complex binding. The coding region runs from base 1 to 801 and encodes 266 amino acids. Gene Ontology annotation, cellular component: membrane; MHC class II protein complex. Lineage: Eukaryota; Metazoa; Chordata; Mammalia; Microbiotheria; Microbiotheriidae.